Messenger RNA from Capsaspora owczarzaki ATCC 30864, 2172 nucleotides. Its product is annotated as sestrin 1. Bases 1 to 2172 code for a protein of 723 amino acids. Gene Ontology annotation, molecular function: oxidoreductase activity, acting on peroxide as acceptor; L-leucine binding. Gene Ontology annotation, biological process: regulation of response to reactive oxygen species; cellular response to L-leucine; negative regulation of TORC1 signaling. The transcript is spliced from 5 exons. Lineage: Eukaryota; Filasterea; Ministeriida; Capsasporidae. The record is from RefSeq and is a predicted model, not a curated record. Gene Ontology annotation, cellular component: nucleus.
AUGACAACCACGGCGAGCGAGGUCGGUGACAGCUGGCCAAGAGCAGCUUCUCAGUCCCAUCAUGGCCACCACCACCAUCACCACGAGCACCAUCACGACGAGCACCACGAGCACGACCACGAGCACGACUAUGCUCACGACCACCACCACUACGACGACGACCACGCAUCCCACGACGACGACGCAGACCACCACCACCACAGCCACAACGCGCACCGCUCCGACCCAGGCCGAGCAAGCGAGGAAGACAUUGCAGAGCACUUUUUGGGCGGCCUUCGAACGCGCGACUCUGCACAGCGCGCUCGUGAGCUCGACCGCAUUGUCGCCUCCAUUCUGCGAUGGGCUGCACAGGCGACUGGCGCGGCGACGCCUUCGUCGCUCAUUGCCUCGUCGCCGUCGCAGACCAACCUCCUCUUGUCGGGCGACUCGGCGGGCGGCAACGUCUUUGUCGUCAACCCUGCCGACGGCAACCUGCUCCUUGCCGACUCGGUCACCACGUCCAACGCCACAUCACCGCACGACUCGACGUGCGCGUCUCCGGACGACUCGCCGUCCGCGGGCAACUCGCCGCCGCUCACUCCGCGUGGAUCCGGCAGCCACAAGAGCGGCGAUUUUGACGCAUCCUUGAGCGCGCACCGACACAGCAGCAGCAGCAGCAGCAGCAGCAGCAGCCACCACGCUCAUCACAGUCACGACCAGCACGGGCGCACCCACGGGCUGACGGGCCCCGAGCGCGCACGCCGAUUGCUCAACAUCCACCUCCCCUCGAUUCUCCGCCUGACCACCGAGUGCCCGUUCGCGGAUGUGCGCGACCGCUUCCAGCGUCUGCUCACGAGUCUGCGGGACAAGGCCAUCUCGCUUCCGUACCGGCGGUACAACGCCCCGUCGCGCUUCAUCCCCACGCCCAAGCUCAUGCCGAUGAACGAGGAGCCUGGCGCGGAAGCCUCGUACCAGGUGAUGGUCGACAGCUUUUUGCACGACUGCCGCGUUUCGCACUUUGUGCGGGCGCUCAGCUACCACCCCACUUACCUUGCGGCCUUCCUUCACACCCACCACUUUAUUCUUCGUGGCGACGGCCCGCUGCCAGCGCACUGGCGCAACUACAUUGCCAUCAUGGCUGCCGCGCGCUGCGGCGUCAAGUACGUCGUGUCCGUGCAGCAGUCCACCUUCCUUGUCAACGGGGGCGACACCACUUGGCUGAAAGGCUUGGAGUUUGCGCCCGUCAAGCUGCAGAACUUGGACGAGCUCAACAUGCUGCUCGCCUACCAGCCAUGGCGCGUCACUGCCGAGCACAUUCGCACGUUGCUUCGGGGCCAGGACAGCUGGUCGUUGGCCGAGCUUGUGCAAGCCAUUGUUGUGCUGACGCACUUCCACUCUGUUUCAGCCAUCGCUGCUGGUGCUGGCCUCACCCCCGAAGUUGAUCUUGAGGGAGGCCAUCUUUUCGCGACCGAGUCCGAGCGUGCAGAGCUCGCCGAGCAAUUGAACUCAUCGCAGGAUGCUGUCGGCGACGCCACUGACAGCUCGUGGACUGCCGCAAUGCUCCAGCGACUGAAUGCUGUUGCUGGGGAGGCUGACGUGACUGAAGAAGAGAAUGUCAAGAACUUUGAAAAGUCCGAAACCGAAUUCAACACUGGCCACAUCCACCACGCAGCCUCGGCCAGCGACAUCAACCGCUUUAUUCGCCGUCCAGACUUUGCCCACGAAGAUUUCGACAUCAAGUCGCGCGAGUACUCUGUCUUCCGGUACCAGGAUUACUCGUGGGAGGAUCACGGCUUCUCGCUGGUUGAUCGAUUCUACGAAAGCUGUGCCCAGUUGCUGGAUCAGCAGUUUUCCAUCGCCAAAACCAUGACCUACGCCACAAUGGGUGGUCAGGGCGGCAUCGAUACCCAAAAGCUCCGUUAUGCGGUGUGGUACUACAUCACCCGUGUGAAUGGCAUUUUGCACGAUGAUUUCAACUACGGCACAGUGAACGAGCUCCUGGAACGAGAGGUCAAGCUGUACAUUAAGCGCCUUGCCUGCUCGCCCGCGGAAAUCACUCAAGCAGAGUAUGUGGCUGCCAGUCGAGGCUUGUUGCCCUCGGAAAAGAUCCACAUUGCUAUUCUGGCCACUGAAGCGAACAAGCAAGCUGGUCUCAUGUAUGCUCUUCAUGCGGUCAUGAAGUACAUGGCAUAG